Messenger RNA from Owenia fusiformis, 3729 nucleotides. Lineage: Eukaryota; Metazoa; Annelida; Polychaeta; Sabellida; Oweniidae. The record is from the annotation of a GenBank genome assembly.
UUUGAUCUAGUUUGCAAAUAAACAAAACAAACUUGAGUUAUCAUAUACUACUACUUAUCAAAUUGUCUUAUGGUGUACAGGAGUUAUCAUCGUCAAUGAGCACACAGCCAGUCUCCCAUUACACAGAAGGACAAGUGGCAAGAAAAACGUGAACAGUUUAAAUUGCAACUUGAAAGUGAAAAACUGCAAAAAUGAUUUACAAGUUUUUCACAGUCUUUACUCUGACUGCAUUGCUGUUGUUAUCAUAUGCCUUUUGCCAGAAGAUUGCACUUAAUGGUGAAUGGAAGCUUGUCAAUUCCAAUGGAAGUAUCUCAAUCAAUGCUAAGGUGCCAGGGUCAAUGUAUACAGCCCUGUGGGAAAACAAAAUCAUAGAUGAUCCCUACUACAGAUUCAAUGAUGUCACCACACGAUGGGCAGCAUAUGAUGAAUGGACAUUUUCAAGACAGUUUGAAAUAUCCGAUGCCAUCAACAAGCAGCCAAACAUUGAGUUGCUAUGUGGAGGCCUUGACACCAUAGCAACCAUCAUGAUCAAUGGUCAGGUUGUAGGUACUGCAAACAACCAGUUCAGGAGAUAUGUCUUUGACAUUAAGAAAUAUGUAAAGGUUGGAACAAACAGUAUUUCAGUGAAGUUUGCCUCCCCAGUGAAGUAUGCAGCUAAGCAGGCCUCUGCCUACUCUUAUGUGGUACCCCCUGAGUGCACUGCACCUGCACAGAAUGGAGAGUGUCACGCUAACUUUAUCCGCAAGUCUCAAUGCUCAUUUAGUUGGGACUGGGGCCCAGCAUUUCCUACUAUGGGAAUAUGGAGAAAUAUAACUCUAGAAGCGUACGGUGAUGUGGCAAUGAGAUAUGUAGCUCCACAGCCUUUAAAAGGUAUGGGGGCUGCAGAGUGGGUAUUGGUUGUGUAUGUAGAGUUUGGUUUAACAGAUGACAAGACCCAUACAGGUUACCUAGAUAUCUCAAUAGAGGGCAUUCCAGACAUAUCUAACAGUCGACUGAUACAUAUCAACAAAACCAACUUGAACACAACCGCACUAGUACCAAUUGGAAAGGGAGCAGUGAAGACCUGGUGGCCAAAUGGCUAUGGUGAACAACCUUUGUAUAACAUAAUCGCUAAAUAUUCCCCAAUGAAGUCAUACUCUCAAGUAAUGAAGAAGGUUAGGUUUGGCUUCAGAACUGUGGAAAUAGCUCAGAAUCCAGUUCCAUCAUCCCCAGGUUUGAGUUUCUACUUCAAGAUCAAUGGUUUUCCUAUAUUCAUGAAGGGUUCAAACUGGAUCCCUGCAGACAGCUUCCAAGAGAGGAUAACCCCAUCUUAUCUGAGGAGGAUACUCCAGUCAGCCAAGGAUGCCCAUAUGAACAUGCUGAGAGUAUGGGGUGGAGGGAUAUAUGAAUCUGAGGCAUUCUACUCCAUCUGUGAUGAGCUUGGAAUAAUGAUAUGGCAAGAUCUAAUGUUUGCCUGUGCCAUGUACCCAGCAAACACAGACUUUCUUCAAAAUGCAAGGCAGGAAUUUGUCCAUCAGGUUCUCAGAUUGCAGAGGCAUCCAUCUAUUGCAGUAUGGAGUGGAAAUAAUGAAAAUGAGGCUGCCUUGGCACAGAAUUGGUAUGGGACUAAACCAAAGUUUGAGGCCUACAAAAAAGAUUACCUGGCCCUGUAUAUAGAUACUGCCAAAGAUGUGAUCACCAAAUUAGACAAGAGCAGACCAUUCAUAGGUUCCAGUCCAACUAAUGGGGUAGAGUCGGAAAGAGAGGGAUGGGUUGCUCAGAAUCCUGCUGAUACCCACUUUGGUGAUAUGCAUUGGUAUGACUACUCUGCUGAUGGAUGGAGCUGGAAAAGCUACCCUAGAACAAGAUUUGCUUCAGAGUUUGGCUAUGAAGCUUGGUCAUCAUUUGAGACGGUUGCUAAGGUAUCUGUGAAAGAGGACUGGAGUUACUAUAGUAAUUUCUCUUUACACAGACAACAUCACCCAAAUGGUAAUGAUCAGAUGCUAAAGGAAGCUGCGAAACACAUCAAUCUUCCAACAGGAGAUGAUGAGGUUCAGCAGUUUAAGGAUCUCAUCUAUGUUACACAGAUCAACCAAGCUAUGGGGGUGAAGACAGAGGUGGAAUUCAAUCGCCGAAUGCAGAGUCUAAUAGUGGAUGGAGAAGGCGGGUGUAUGGGCUCCCUCUAUUGGCAGCUGAAUGAUAUAUGGCAAUGUCCAAGCUGGGCAUCUAUUGAAUAUGGAGGCAAGUGGAAAAUGCUGCAAUACUAUGCUCUAAAGUUCUACAACCGUACGAUAAUAUCCCCAUACAUAGAAGCAGACAAUAAAACAGUAUCUGUGUACUACAUAGAGGAUAAGCUCCCCAUGAAGCUACCACCACAUGAUCACCACCCAGACACCAACCUUAAGUUCAAGCCUAGAGAUGGGGCCAAGGGUCUGUAUGAUGUACUUAUGGAUGUGAGUGUGGAUGAUGCCAACCAGGUUGGGGAUAGCAGGGAGCCUGAGGCUCAUUCACUCUUCAUCGAUGUAUAUUCAUGGGAUGGUACCCCAUCUAAGCCAUUGAUGACAUAUCAGGAGAACUUUUGGAAUCCGCAAAUCGCCAGUACAAAAGUAAUGGACUUCCAACUGACUGAAGAGGCUGCAAAAGCUGCAGGGUGUACCUCCUUGUCCCACUGCUUCUUGCACUUCUACCUGGACAACCCAGAUAAUUAUGGCCCUAGCAACUGGCUCACCCCUGUAGAACUUAAAGAUGCACAAGGAAUGAAGAAAGCAAACACAAAGAUCAUAGAUGUGAAACAUGUAGAAGACAGAACAUUUUCCUUUACGGUUACUACUGAUGCUAUAGCCCCUUUUGUGUGGAUGGAGGCCACGGGAAUACAGGGUCGAUUCUGCUGUAAUGGGUAUAUGAUGGUAGAGGCCUCCAUAAAACACAUGUUCUAUGCAUGGGAGGACACGACUGUAGAAAAAUUACAAGCUGCUUUGAAAGUUACAUCUUUAAUGGAUAUUUAUCGAUAAGGUGUUCAGCAUUUUCAGUGGUGAUUCAGUGGCAUAUCAUUUAUAUUUUUUAUAAAAUUAUUAGAUUUGAUUUUAUGAAAGCAGAGUUGACUGAAAUAACAAGGGCUACAUUACCAUAAGAUUAUGAUGCCAAGAUUUCCAUAAAAUGGAUUUAGUAGCGUAACUAAAAAUGUUCUGGUAACGUGUUAUGUACCUGUCGUUAAUUAACUUAUUUCAGAGGUGACACUGUUACUGUAAGAUAUUCAAACCUUUAAUGAUGAUGAUGGAUGGAGAAACACAGGGUUGAUGCCAGACUACAUGUGUAUAUCAUAUGGUAUAUUAAACAUGAAGAAUUAUCUAUGCAGCUGUAGAUUUUAUUUUUUAUUGCAGUAUUAGUAGCCAUUAAGAAACAUAAUAAAUAACAGAAUAAUCAGUUCUGAAAUGGUAGCAAUGUAGAAUUUAUGGAAUUAAUUCUUGCUCAUUUCCAUAUGUAAUAAUGCCAGAAACAUUCCGUAGAUAUUUUUAAUACAUAUAUUUUCUAUUUUUGUACCAGAAUUGUACAAAUAGAUUUGUGUGCAAUAAUAUAUUUGUUAACAUCUUUUUUAAAUACUGUAUACUCAAACAUGAAAAUCUUUCAAUAAAUAUAUGAUAUGGACUGUUAUAAAAUGUUUUGAAAAAAUAUGCUCAUGAAAAAUGUUAUUUCUAUAUACUGAACAAGUCUUAAAAAGACGAAAUAAAAUGUUUUAACAAAAAAAAGAUU